AUGGCUUCGACUGCAAAGCGGCUGGGCAAGCGGAUUAUUGGUUAUCCAGAGAACACUGUCCCCGUAAUUUCUAGCAGGGAUUGGGUUCGUGGUCUCGUCAAGGAUCCUAAACGCGAUGUUAUCGACUACCUCCUCAGCCUGUUCCCCAUCAUAGGGUGGAUAACCAGAUACAACUUCGGAUGGCUUACAGGCGAUCUUAUCGCUGGUUUGACCGUAGGGAUGGUGGUCGUCCCCCAAGGGAUGUCGUAUGCUCAGAUUGCGACAUUGCCUCCCGAGUUUGGACUAUAUUCCUCAUUCGUCGGAGUGUUGAUCUAUUGCUUCUUCGCAACCUCGAAGGAUGUUUCGAUCGGUCCGGUAGCUGUCAUGUCCCUUACAGUCUCUCAAGUCAUCAAGCACGUUAACGACGCCCACCCCGGCGAGUGGGAUGGUCCGCAGAUCGCCACGACUCUCGCUUUCAUUUGCGGCUUCAUUGUUCUUGGAAUUGGUUUGCUGCGGCUAGGUUGGCUCGUAGAGUUUAUUCCUAGUCCAGCUGUCAGUGGUUUCAUGACCGGCUCUGCUAUUAGCAUCGUCGCGGGGCAAGUACCAGGAAUGAUGGGAAUAACUGGCUUCGACACUCGUGCCCCCACAUACCUCGUUAUUAUUAAUACCUUAAAAGGACUUCCACGUACGACCCUGGACGCUGCUUGGGGUCUGCCAGGGCUUGUGGCGCUGUAUGGAAUCCGUAUGCUUUGCGACUACUUCACUAAGAAAUUCCCUCGUCGAGCAAGAUGGUUCUUCUUCAUCUCAGUUCUGAGAAACGCCUUCGUUAUCCUCGUUUUAACAAUUGCUGCAUGGCUUUACACGAGACACAGACGUCUACCCAACGGCAAGUACCCCAUCAAGAUCUUGCAAAAUGUCCCCAGUGGCUUCAAGCAUGUCGGGCAACCCGUCAUCGACAGCAAUCUUGUGUCAGCUUUGGCAGGUGAACUACCUGUCGCGACCAUUAUUCUGCUCCUCGAGCACAUCGCGAUCUCAAAGUCUUUCGGUAGGCUCAAUGGCUACAAGAUCAACCCCAAUCAAGAACUUAUCGCCAUCGGCGUCACGAACACAAUCGGUUCAUGCUUCGGGGCCUAUCCUGCUACUGGAUCAUUCUCCCGCUCCGCCUUGAAGUCGAAGUCCGGUGUAAGGACCCCCGCUGCCGGCAUCAUCACCUCCGUCGUCGUAAUUGUUGCUUUGUAUGGCCUUACACCUGCUUUCUACUGGAUCCCCAAUGCUGCGCUGUCCGCUGUGAUCAUCCACGCCGUCGCGGAUCUGGUGGCCUCCCCAGAUCAAGUUUACUCCUUCUGGCGCGUGUCCCCCCUCGAAUUCUUCAUAUGGAUGGCCGCAGUUCUAGUCACCGUGUUCUCGUCUAUCGAGAACGGUAUCUAUGUCUCUAUCUGCACGUCUCUCGCUUUGCUUUUGAUUCGUGUCGCCCAUCCACGAGGGUCUUUCUUGGGCAGAGUGACACUUCGUAGCAAGUCCCAUGACUCGCAAGAAAGUCGGGAUGUCUUCGUCCCACUCGAACAGAAGAACAACGGCGUUUUGAACGAGCAUAUCAAAGUCGACCCACCAUCUCCUGGUGUUUUGGUAUACAGAUACGAAGAAAGCUAUCUCUACCCUAAUUCCUCGCUGCUGAAUUCGGUGCUCGUGGACUACGUCAAGGAGCAUAUGCAACGAGGUCGCGAUAUGACGCUCGUGAAGUUUAGCGAUCGCCCCUGGAAUGACCCAGGCCCUCCCCGUGGUACUACCUCCGAAAGCGAGCAAGCUAGGAACGAGAAGCUCCCGGUGCUACACGCCAUCGUUCUUGAUUUCUCUUCAAUAUCCCACAUAGAUACCACCGCCGUGCAGUCACUCAUUGAUGCUCGGACCGAGAUAGAAAGAUGGGCGAAUCAUUCAGUCGAGUUCCACUUUGCCACUAUUUUGUCACCAUGGAUACGCAGAGCUCUGGUGGCUGGUGGGUUUGGCAUCGGCAACUCAGCCUCGAAAUUCACUGGCGAAGUUGCUCCCGUCGUUCCAUACCGCGACGGCCACACGGCUCCGGACGGUGUACCUGUAUUAGACGAUGAUAUCGAAGCGGGCGACGUAAAGAGAAAGGUAUCAUCAAGUCACAGCAGUGUUGCUGAAGAAGAAAGGGAUUAUUCGUUGAUAUUGUCCUCUGAGACGCCGUUCUUCCAUGUAGACCUCGCGGGAGCCGUCCGGGCAGCGGAAAGUGGGCUAGAUAGGUUGAACGAGCGUAAGAGUCGAGAGCAGUUGAUCGCAAUUUAA
Molecule: messenger RNA, 2283 nt
Organism: Pleurotus ostreatus (oyster mushroom)
Lineage: Eukaryota; Fungi; Basidiomycota; Agaricomycetes; Agaricales; Pleurotaceae
Exons: 12
Coding region: 1-2283 (760 amino acids)
Biological process (GO): transmembrane transport
Cellular component (GO): membrane
Molecular function (GO): secondary active sulfate transmembrane transporter activity
Source: RefSeq, a predicted model, not a curated record